AUGGCAGAUCCUGUGGGCAGCAUUAUGCCUCCAGCAGUGCCACCUCCAUGUCCGGAGCCCGCGCAGUCACCGAGCGGGUCUCCGAGCUUGCUGUCCCUUGCCCGGAGCUUCUACGUGGCAAACAACAGCACGGUGGAAGAGCUCCAGCAGCAAUACGUCAGGUUUGUCAUGAACGGCCACAGCCACAGCCAUAGAAGCGUGGAGCAGCCGGCGGAUCGUGUGCCCGAUGCCGAGAAAGGGGAGCACCCACGUCCUACACGGGGACAAGGUCUCCAGAGCGCGGAUCGCCUCGCGCGUGUUGUACCACAGGAAUCAGAGGAAGGGGAGUGUGCAAGCGUCGCUGAGACUUUGCCCGUGCAGCGGAAAUCCUGGACGCAUCCAGCCACGACCGAGCUGAUCCCAGCGAGUCCAAUAAGCUGCCAGAGAAUGCACACCGAUCCCGGCACCGGCAGCCGAAUGCUUGGGGAUGCAGGCACGCCCGUGCGGACCAUGCGGUCCUUGCAGACGGCCAUAGAGCAGGACGCGCUCUCAAGAAUGACGACGAUGGUCUUCGACAGCCAGGACACCGGCCUCGACGAGGAGUCCGGAGGAAAGGCGUGCUAUGGCAUGUUCUGGCUGCUUACCGUGCCAGUUACCACGCUGAACCUGCUGGUGGGGAUCACGCCCCGGGGCAGGCCGGAAUGGAACAUGCCGGUGCGCUGCGGCGCCGUGCUGCUUUGCAGCUUGGCCUGGGCCCUCUGUGUAUAUGCAGCAGCCACCAGCAAGACACACGGCAGCAGCAGGGGCUUGGAGCUGGCAUGCAGCCUCGCGCAUGUGUUCGAAGCCACGCUCUGCGCACUGCUCGUGCUACGGGAAGCAUGGAGCAAUGGAAUGCAAGAGCUCAUCGACAAUGCAAAAAAGGCAGUGGAGUCACCAUCGUCGAGCUUCGCACUGGCUUCCUCGAUGAAGUGGCCUCUGGCCACCAUCACAUGCUGCCUGUUGGGAUGGCUGGUCAGCCACAUCGCUUCGGUGCAGCUUGGCGGGAUGGCAUCUUGGCAAUCCUUGGUAGCCUCUGGCUUCCAAGCCCUUUACCGGGUGUCGUGGGCCUUGGUUCUUAUGUUCCUCAACUGCUCGCUCUUGGUUCUGCUGGACUCGCACUCGCGAAUGUUUGCAAAGAGCCCCACCGGCAUCGAUGCGGCAUACGAGCGUUGGACCUGCAUCGCCUCCUUCAGCGGACAGAUCACAAAUGAGAGCUACCUGCUGUAUGUCCUCCCGCUUGUGACAGUGUUGCUGGGCUUGUUCCCGCCGGUGGCUGUGAUCCUUUUCCCGCACAGUGGAGAGAUUGCCACGUGCUCUGACUGGCUGAUGCCCCAGCUGGUUUCCUGCGCCAUUCACGCCUUCCUCACUGUCCGCCUGUUUGCAAGCGCCGUUGCCGUUACCGAAAAGUGCCACAGGGCCGUGGCCUUCGUAAACAGCUUACAGGGAUCCUUGCCCUCCUACGCUCGCCCUGAGCACUGGCUACUUGUCACGCACAUGGCGAGUACCGAUGCUGGCAUCUUUAUCGGUGGCAUCAAGAUGACCAUGUCACAGAGAGGCGAGCUGCAAUCACGUGCCAUGAGUGUGAUGCUGAUGAUGGCCCUUCGUCUUCAAACCUUGCCAGGAGCGCACACGGCAGAGUUGGUGAAGCAGGUGCAUCGCUUCCUGCGCGCAGUGGUUGGUUGGGCUGACUAA
Molecule: messenger RNA, 1710 nt
Organism: Symbiodinium natans
Lineage: Eukaryota; Dinophyceae; Suessiales; Symbiodiniaceae
Source: the annotation of a GenBank genome assembly